CAUUUCAAUUUGAUUUUUCAAUAUAAUACUUUUAUUAGAAUUUAUUAUUAUUUGUUCAUUUCCAAAACACCCUUUAAAUUUAUCAUUUAAUUUAAUUUAAUUUAAUUUAAUUUAACUUAACUUGUUUUAAUCAUUUAGUCGAUUCUCCCUUUGUACAUAUUUUUCAAAAACUUUUAAAGACUAGAGUGAUAUAAAAUUUUAUUCAUUAUCAUUAAUAAUAAUAUUUAAAUCAACUAAUUAAUUAAUUAAUUAAUAUUAUUAUAUUUAUUCUAUUUCCAUUUCCAUUUCAUUCUGGGUUUAGGUGCUAUUAAAAAUUUGUUUAUAAAAAUUCACUAUAACUUGAAAAAUUUUAAAAAUUUUAAACAUUUUAAAACUUUUAUUUAAUUAAUCAUGUCAUAUUACGAUCCUUAUCAAGGUAUGUCUCAACAAUAUAUGGGUCAACCAUAUUAUCCUCAAUAUUAUCAACAACAAGGUCAACAACAAGGUCAACAACAAGGAGGACAAAUUCAACAAGGACAAAAUCAAGAUGAUCAAUUACUUGGAAAUUUAACUGGAUCAGUUCAAACUUCUUCUAUUGAUUCAAGACCUUCAUCUUUUGAACAUCAAGGUUAUCCUCAAUAUGUUAAUGCUCCUUCUAAUCUUGGUGGUAAUAAUCCUGGUAUUCCUCUUGGUGAUAUUAAUAAUGGAUUUGGAUUUGAAGCUCAUAAUCCCGGUGUUACCGGUAAUGAAUUUUAUAAUGAAGAUGGUGUUUUCAUUAAUGGAAAUUCAGGUAUUAAUUCAAAUUUAGUAAAUUCAUUAUCAAAUGGUCAAUUUAAUGGAGGUGAUAUUAAUCAAUAUCAAUUUAAUAAUAAUACUCCUCUUCUUUCAUCUUCUGGUAAUUCAGGUGGAUUACAUGGAGAUUUAAUUUAUGGUCAAGGUAAUAAUAAUAUCGGAUCUGGAAAUAAUGGUUCAACCACUGGAUCACAAUCUGGUUCUGUUUCUGCUGCACCUUCUAGAACUGUUUAUUUAGGUAAUAUUCCUAAUGAUAUUCAACCAAAUGAAUUAUUAGAUUAUGUUAGAUCAGGUAUAUUAGAAAGUGUUAAAAUAUUACCAGCUAAGAAUUGUGCAUUUAUUUCAUUUAUUGAUCAUCAAUCAGCUUUAUUAUUUCAUUCUGAUUGUAUUUUAAAAAAAUUAAAUAUCAAAGGUCAUGAUAUUAGAAUUGGUUGGGGUAAAAAUACUUCAAUUUUACCAGCAGUAUUAGAAUCAAUUCAAAGAGAUGGAGCUACAAGAAAUGUUUAUCUUGGAAAUUUAAAUAAUCCAGUUACUGGAGAAGUUAUUACUGAACAAGAAUUAAGAGAAGAUUUAUCUUGUUAUGGUAUUAUUGAUUGUAUUAAAAUUAUUCCAGAAAAGGGAAUUGCAUUUAUUCAUUUCUUAUCAAUUUUAAGUGCUAUUAGAUGUGUAGCUAAUUUACCAUUAAAGGAAAAAUAUUUAGAUAAAAAAUGCUUUUAUGGUAAAGAUCGAUGUGCAUUUAUUACUAAAACUCAACAACAUAAUGCUGCUCAAUAUUUAGGUUUAGCUCCUGGUAUGGAACAUAUUGUAACUGCAGCUGAUCGAGAAUUUAUUUCAUCAGCAUUAGUUCAACAAUCAGCUGCAGCUGCUCAAAUUGCUACUCAAGCUGGGGGAGCAAAUAAUUUAGGUAAUAGAACAGUUUAUUUGGGUAAUUUACAUCAAGAUUCUUCAGUUGAAGAAAUUUGUAAUGUUGUUAGAGGUGGAUUAUUACAAAGUAUUCGAUUUUUAAAGGAAAGACAUGUUUGUUUUAUUACAUUUAUUGAUCCAAUUGCAGCUGCUCAAUUCUUUGCUAUGUGUCAAUUACAUGGUUUAACUAUUCAUAAUAGAAGAAUUAAAGUUGGUUGGGGUAAACAUUCAGGACCAUUAUCAAAUGCUUUAUCCUUGGCAGUUUCUAAUGGAGCUUCAAGAAAUAUUUAUAUUGGAAAUAUAACUGAUUUUGAUUAUUAUAAUCCUCAAAAAUUACGAGAUGAUUUUUCAAAAUUUGGUGAUAUUGAACAAAUUAAUUAUUUAGAAGAAAAAAAUUGUGCAUUUAUUAAUUUUGUUAAUAUUGGUAAUGCAAUUAAAGCCAUUGAUGGUAUUAAAUCAUUUGAUGAUUAUAGAAAUUUAAAGAUUAAUUUUGGUAAAGAUAGAUGUGGGAAUUUACCAAGACAAUUUCAAAAUCAAAAUCAAAAUCAAAAUCAACAACCUUUAAUGAAUGGAUUAGAUAAUGGAUCAAAUAAAUCAUUUUCUGAUAAUGAAUUUAUUGGUGAUGAUUCAAAUAAUCAACCAAUUGAUGAAAUCAAUUAAUUCAUUAAUUAACUAAUUAAUUCCUUAAUUAAUUCAUUAAUUCCUCUUGUUACCACUUUCGUUUCUAAUUUUUUAUCUGUUUGAAUUUAUGCCUAAUGAUGAUUAUGAUAAAGUUUAGUUUUCAUUCAUUCAUUUAUUAUUAUUAUUACUAUUAUUUUUACUACUAUUAUUACUACUAUUAUUAUUAUUAUUAUCUUCAUUUUUAAUUACAUUUUUUACCAUAACUUAUGGUUUAGUUAUCAUCAUUAUUCAUUUGCUUAUACAGAUUAUUAUUAUUUAAUUUCAGGUUA
This is a messenger RNA of Scheffersomyces amazonensis, 2624 nucleotides long. RefSeq lists its product as uncharacterized. Lineage: Eukaryota; Fungi; Ascomycota; Pichiomycetes; Serinales; Debaryomycetaceae. The transcript has a single exon. Gene Ontology annotation, molecular function: mRNA binding. The record is from RefSeq and is a predicted model, not a curated record. Bases 391 to 2334 code for a protein of 647 amino acids. Gene Ontology annotation, cellular component: cytoplasmic stress granule. Gene Ontology annotation, biological process: mRNA splicing, via spliceosome.